This is a messenger RNA of Anoplopoma fimbria (sablefish), 2566 nucleotides long. Its product is annotated as low density lipoprotein receptor adapter protein 1. The transcript is spliced from 3 exons. The record is from RefSeq and is a predicted model, not a curated record. The coding region runs from base 71 to 907 and encodes 278 amino acids. Lineage: Eukaryota; Metazoa; Chordata; Actinopteri; Perciformes; Anoplopomatidae.
AAAAAGGUUUGUGAUAAGCAGACUUCCACCUGUUUAAAGUUCACCUGAGACGCAUGAGGACAUCGUCUGCAUGAAACUGUGGCCAGAUAAAAGCAGUGGAUGCAACGCUCCAUUUAUAGAAGAAAGGUGGAGAAGCAGGAGAGCGUCUGAAGAGGACGAGCCGACCUCCAGCAGAUGCGCCUCACCUAAAACCUCCUCCAAACCCAGCCUGAAGCGCACCAUGUCCCUCGGCACGUUCCACCUCAUGCAGACUCUUAAGAACUCCCCCGCUGCGCUACGUCGCCGCUUUCGCCGCGACCGCACGGAGUCCCUGUCCCACGGCGACCCUCUCUUCAAGGUCCACUACUUGGGCACGGAGAAAAUCUUCUCUCUGGAUCGAGAGCAGGCCCAGGACGCUAUUAGCCACCUGCUGGAAGGUAUUUCAAACGGGAAGAAGCUGAGCAAGGAUCACGCCCUGGUGGUGCGGCCCAGAUACGUGGAGGUCAAAGAACUGAGUACAGGGCGGCAGCUCACCAAGACGUACCUGCAGGACAUUGCGUACUGUGCCGCCGACGCCAACCGGCCCAAUGUCUUCCUGUACAUCUGCAAGCAUCAGGGGCAGCAGCUGCAGUGUCGGGUGUUUUGGUGCAGCAGGGCUGAGCGGGCACUGGACAUGACGGCUUGUCUGGCUCAGUCUUUCCAGCAGGCGCUGAGCGACCUGCAGCAGGACGGCUCGGCCACGCUGCAGCCGGGGAAGGGGAAGGGGAAGGGGGUUGAGGAGUCGUCGAACUCUCCCGCCAAAACGAAAAGCUCCACGUUGCCUACCAGUCUAGGAAAAGUUCGCUGGAAGAAGAGGGGCUGCUCUGUGUCUCGCAGCCCCCUCAGAGCCAUCACGAGAAGAGGAUCUGACGCUGACAGCUGGAACUGAACCCCCGCUUUAAAACCCCUUCAAACACGGGACCACAUUUACCUGAUGCCAGCCUCAAGGACGACAGCACUGACAGGAGGGAGGGAGGGAGGGAUUACAAGACAGAAGGAAGGACAAAAGGGAUGAAACUGGGAAGUGGGGAAGUCCAUAUAUGGAUGUGUGAGGACUGGAUGUUGCCGUAAUCAGUGAGCGGAUGGACCUGAAGGUUCAUUGUAGAACAAAAUUGCUGUUGACAGCUGCCUUUGUUCACCUGUCAACAGCCAUGUGAGGACUUGUGACUGGUUGCGAGCCAUUUGAGGACUGGACUGGUUCAUCUCUGUGGCUUUCUUUUUGGUUCGCUUGUUUUGUUUUAAGUAGUCUACUUGAAACUUUAGCCACGGGAAAGUCUGAAAGAGACUUUUAAAACAAGGAUAAGCAGCUGUUGGCCAAAUGAUCCACAGAUGACGACCAAAAACUGGAAAAAGAUGACAAGAGCUUCUUCUUUUUUUUCUUUUUUUUUGAAAGCUGAUUUUUAUUUAACUGACAUUUGUGACAGGUCAUGAUGAUUUCAUUUUAUUCUUUUUAACCUUGGCACUAGUAUGUGUCACUUCUUUUAUUUUUAAUCGGAAGGACAAAACCACCCUUUUAAUUUAUGUUGUGAGAGUUUUGGCCAAGAUUACAUUGAUGUCAAGAUACAGACAGAAAAUGCGGGCAUUUCAUAUAAACCGUUAAAUGAACUUAAUUAUAGUCUGGAAUGCACAUUAUGCAGUUGGUGAUUUCUGAGCACUUUCUGUAAAACAUCUAAACACAUCAGUUUAAUUCCAUGUUAGGAAUCAAGGUUUAUCAUUUCGUACAUUUCUUAGGAAGUCAGAAGAAGUAGCACCUGCAUUAUAAACGGCAAAAAAAACAACCUGCAGGGUCAACAAAAUCCUCCCUGUACACACCGCAGCAGCAUCCUGCAAAAAAAAACCAACAACAAAAACCAAAUCCUAACUGUCCACUGAGAUGAAUUAUUUGCAUUUAUGUGGGGAAAAGCACACUCAGCCAUGACUUGCGGGUUUGUUUGUGUCCGAACACUGGGAACGCUGUGUUCCCAUGUGGCGCCUCUGUGUGGAAUGCGCGGCCGUGCACCUGCAUUCCAAAAGGCAGGGAGAAAUUUGAGAAAUGUCCAACCAUGACUUUGCAUAUUGAGCAGCCUCGUCAGUCGAUGCUACAAUGUGCUUUUAACGCCAUGAAAGGUGCCCUAAAUACUUAAGUCAAAGUUUAGGUUAUAGGCAUUGAUGUGUGCCGUAUUUCAUAACGUGCUCUCAUGACGGUGCUUUCUGUCUUAUGGUUUACAAAUGAGAGACUUUAGGAUUAGUGGUGGACCCUGAGGCUACAAUCCACUUGUCAUUUUGUGUUUUCUGACCAAACUAAGCUAGCGAUGUUGCCUUUUUUAUUUAUUUUUUAAAAUGAAGGGUGUUUUUGACUGAUGUGCCACAAAGUUUUUAUCGUUUAAUUUUGACAUUUUGUACUUGUGAUGUAUCUUUUCCAGUUACAAACGGCGCGGCCCCGAUCUCAGAAAAAAGGGGGUUAAAGUGCCGGCUUUAAGGUGUAUUUUAUCAGUGUACUAUUUUUAUGUCAUUGUACAUAUUUAGUUAAAUAUGUAUUUUAUGAAGUAUUAAAACUUUUUAUACAACA